This is a messenger RNA of Monodelphis domestica (gray short-tailed opossum), 1857 nucleotides long. NCBI's taxonomy places the organism in Eukaryota, Metazoa, Chordata, Mammalia, Didelphimorphia, Didelphidae. The record is from RefSeq and is a predicted model, not a curated record.
CCACGCGCUGCGUGGGGCCGCCUCCUCGGCGGAGGGGGAACGGCCCACCGACCUCUGGUCGGAGGUAUUGACUGCCGGAGGUCGGGAGGUAACCUCGCGACCCUCGUUAUGGCCUCGGACGUGGCUGGGCUGGUACGACUGUUCGUUCUGGGACCCUAUUCCAGCGCCUUGUGGGCCCCGGCGAUGACAAAUGAAGAACUGAGGCAAACAGGAUUAAGUGAUUUACCUCGGGAUUAUACGGCUAGUAAAUGUCUGAGGCUGACUUCAAAUGUUGCUGACACCAGGCCCGAUGCUCUAUCCAAUGCAUCACCGAACUGCCCCUACCUGUUCCUUUUAUGUCUUGGGGAGAGGAAGGAUUCUCUCUGAGCACUGCUUUGAGGAAAGCUAAUUCUAAUCAAGGACAGUCUGGGUCAACCAAACAAGCACUUAAGAAGCCCAAGUUACCACUAGGACGAUUUGAUGCUCCAGAAGAUUCCAAUUUAGAGCAGGAGCCUCUAGAAAAAUUUCCAGAUGAUGUCAAUCCUCUUACAAAAGAAAAGGGUGGUCCCAAAGGCCCUGAACCUACUCGAUACGGAGAUUGGGAACGAAAAGGACGUUGUGUGGAUUUUUAGUGGUCAGACUCCGCGAAACUGGUCUCUUCUUCUGAAUGUAAUAUAUAUUUGAUUUAAUUUCUUUAUGUUUCCCUGCCCCACCCCCCUUUUUUUAAAACAAAAAAGUCAUUUGAUUUGGAGAAUUUUAGUCCAAAAAAGAUUAAUUAGAUUUUGGAAGCAUUUCUGAAUUAGCACUUUUGUUAUUACAGAUUUGUUAAUAAAGACCUGUUGGUCAGAAUUUACUUCUGUUCAUUAAUCAGUUGAAUUAAAAUUACUAAUUAACAUACAUAAGUUCUAGAAUUUUUUUAUGGGUUUAAAGUGUUUCACUGUUUGAAAAGAUCUUGCUGGGACAUAAAAUGUCAUAAAUCCUGAGAUGUGUUUCUGGAUCUAGUCUCCGUAGUGUAGAGCUAUGGAAACAAAUACUUGAAGCACCAGAGUUGGGAUUUUAUGAUAUAUUAUCUAUGCAAAAUUAUCCAUUCAGUUCCACUAAAUUGAGAAUUUGUUAUAAUUUGAACAAGUGAAUUAAUAGUCUAACAUGCUAUCAUUAUCUUCAAAAAAAUAUUUUGUUAAGUAGUUAAUAAUAUAACCAGCAUUUCAGUUCAGCAAUUCAUUAUUGAAUACUUUCUAUUGAAUACAGAAGGGUAAAAGAGGGAUAGACCCUGUCCCUCAGGAGCUUAUGGUAUACUUGAGAAUAAUAGUUUUCCAAAUUAUGGGGUAUACCUCAUUGAUUGGAGACUAGUCUGUCUGUGGCGUUGGGAAAGUUGAAGCAGUAACCAAAAUUACUGGAUAUUUUAAAAUAUAAUUCUUUGAUAAAUACAUCCUUUUAUUGAUUUUGAAACAAAAGUUCAAAUCAAAAUUAAUGUGACACUAACAUCAAAUUCUGGACAAUUGGUAAGAGUUAGCAGAAAAGGAGUAUACAUAGUACAACUGAAGGCAGUGGGCCCUAAAAUAGGUGGCAUGUAGAGAAUAAUAAGUUGUUACAAGAGGAAAAGACCUGGUCCCUACACCAGAGGAAGAGAUUGUGCACUUGUAUCUCCCAGGACUGUGUGAAUGUUCCCCAGCAAGUCUUCCCUAUGGCAGAUAAGAGUGGGAGCCAUAAGCACUUAGCCCCUCCCUCUAGUGGAGGGUCUUAACCUUUUGACAAUUAAUUUAUUUUAUUAGUUAUUUAUUUAAUAUUAUUUUUACCACAUGUUGUAAAUUUUGUUUUUUGUUGUAAAAUUGUGAUGAAUUCUUAAUUUGACUUGAAUAAAAUGCAAGCUAAGAAAAA